AUGUCUAUUUUUACCCACUACGUGGCUGCUUCCAUCGUGUUUGACGUCUGUUACAACAGAAGCGCACACGCUAAGUAUCUCUACUGGGGAUGUUACGCUACCUGGGCGGAGAUGUUGGUCAUCUCGCUUAUGAUGGGAAUUGGUUAUUUCCGUUACUUCGAAUGGGAAAUCCUUGUACUGUGGUUUGUUCUCAUGAUGUACUUGGCACUCAUGAGCUUUUACUACUUCAAAGCUGCAGUUGACACAGAAGAGGGUGACCUUGGUGUUGAAGGGAUGGCUGGCAACAAUCCUGAUCCUCGCGCCGAGUCCACUCAAAGCAACAAACCUGACCCAACUGGCAUGCCCCAUCGGGAGAACGUGAGACUUUACGGUUCCCGGCAUUACAAUUUGGAGACGGAUUUCCAUUUCCAAUGCAGUUCACAGCGCUCGGAGAUAUACACCAUCGAGCCAGGGCUCGUCUCAAAGAUAUACACCAUCUAG
Molecule: messenger RNA, 480 nt
Organism: Candidozyma duobushaemuli
Lineage: Eukaryota; Fungi; Ascomycota; Pichiomycetes; Serinales; Metschnikowiaceae
Exons: 1
Coding region: 1-480 (159 amino acids)
Source: RefSeq, a predicted model, not a curated record